AUGACUAUCGAAACUAUGCUCGGCAACCAAGAUGGCAUUCAUUCUGUCUCUGUUGCAUUGCUUGCUGAGCGCGCCAUUGUAUGCUACAAUUCAAAUUGCUGGACACCCGAAAAGAUUGCAGAGGAGAUUGACGAUAUUGGCUUUGAAGCUAAAGUGGUUGAAGCACCGCGGAAGACAUUUGUGCAACUCGGUAUAUUUGGAAUGACCGGCGCAUCCUGCACGGAGCUGGUAGAAAAUGCGCUUUCUGCAUUGUCCGGUGUCGAAUCGGUGACCAUAUCGCUCUCGCUGCAGCAAGCUGAUGUGCACUUUGAUCCUCGCAUUCUGAGCACGCGCGAUCUGAUCGCAGCAGUACAAGAUGCAGGAUACGAUGCAUUUUUUUUGGAUGAUCGCAAUACCUCUCAAGUAUCGAGUCUGACGCGUGUGCGAGAAGUCAUUGAAUGGCGCGACGCAUUUUGGUUUUCGCUUUCCUUCGCCGUUCCCAUGUUUUUUCUGAGCAAGGUUCUGCCACACAUAAAGUCGCUGCGGCCUAUUCUCACUUUGCAAGUGAUUACCAAUCUGUAUUUGUUGGACAUCGUGUGUCUGCUACUUACGAUCCCUGUGCAAUUUGGGGUGGGAAAGCGGUUCUUUAUACCUGCUUGGAAGGCGCUUAAACAUGGAGGCGCCACUAUGGAUACACUGGUAAUAUUGGGCACAAUGGCAUCAUGGACGUUUAGUAUUUUGGCCAUGACAGUCGUCCUCUUUUGCAUUGGAAAACCGUGCACUAAACCGACCACAUUUUUUGAUACCGUCACAAUGCUGAUUACCUUUGUCACGCUUGGCCGCUACUUGGAAAACGCUGCUAAAGGCAAUACAAGCGAAGCACUCACGCACCUCAUCUCUCUUGCGCCGCAGAAAGCAGCCGUUUACACGGAUCUCGACAUGAUGGCCUGCCGUGAUAUUCCCGCCGAGCUUUUGCAAAUUGGCGACUUUGUCAAGGUAGUGCCCGGUGAGAAGAUCGCUGCUGAUGGUGUCGUUAUACGUGGAUCGAGCACUGUCGACGAAAGCAUGGUCACGGGCGAGUCCGCGACCGUGGAAAAAAGCACGGAUAGCCAAGUUGUUGGAGGAACGGUGAAUGGGGGCGGCGCUUUCGACUUUCGUGUCACACGCGCAGGAAAAGACACGAGUUUGAGCCAAAUUGUGCGACUCGUGCAAAAUGCACAAAUGAACAAGGCGCCGAUUCAAGGGUACGCCGAUCGCAUCGCAGGUAUUUUCGUGCCGUGCAUCCUCAUUUUUAGUGUGGCCACAUUAUUUGUCUGGCUUGUGGUUGCGUAUCUAUUUCCGCCUUGGCUUAGUCCGCACAUGCUCAACAAGGGUGGGAUUAACAAAUUUAUGCAAUGUCUCGAACUGUGCAUCAGUGUAAUUGUGGUUGCAUGCCCAUGCGCUUUGGGUCUUAGCACACCCACUGCUGUCAUGGUCGGCACCGGUGUCGGCGCACAACACGGCAUUCUUAUUAAAGGCGGCAGCCCCUUGGAAUCUGCGUGCCGCGUUUCGCACGUCGUUUUUGACAAGACAGGCACGCUUACAGCAGGCAAUUUGCGUGUACACAGCACACAAUGGGCCCAAAGUGGAAGCCGCAACAUUGACCUGGAUGCCAGUGCGCUCCAUGGUUUGCUACAUCGUGAUGUGCUGGCCAUGCUCGCCGCGGCAGAGUCAAAGAGUGAGCAUACUUUGGCACGUACCAUUGCCCAGUACGGUAAAAAAUAUGUGUGUGAAAUACUUCCGGAAGCGACGCAAUUUAACGCGACUUAUGGCGCCGGUAUUCGUGCUACAGUAGUAGUGCAAGGUACGCCGCAUCAGGUUAUGAUUGGGAACACGGAAUUGUUUGGUGGGAAAGAAGCACUCGCUGCCAUGUUCCACAGCGAGGAGAACGCCAAAUUCGUCGAUAUGGAAGAAAGCAAUGGAUGCACAGUCGUAUACGCGGCAGUCGACGAUACGUUGGUCCUGUUAUUUGCCUUGGCCGACACAAUAAAACCAGAAGCGUUUGGCGCCGUACAAAUGCUGCAAAACAUGAACAUUACAUGCAGCAUUAUGACUGGUGAUAAUAAAGGCGCUGCUGAAGCAGUUGCACGCAAGCUUAAUAUUCCGCUGGAGAAUGUACACGCAGCGCUGAGCCCAAACGGGAAAUUGAUCCUCAUGGACCGGAUUCGUGAAUCGCUUGCAGGACCGCCGAUAGAGGCACCGUCUACCAUGCUUGGAGCCGCUCGAGUUGCCUUCCAGCGUCUCUCUUCGGAUGAGCGCAAUGGGCUCGCAAUGGUGGGGGACGGCGUGAACGACUCGCCGGCACUUGCACAUGCCGACGUCGGUAUAGCGCUUGGUUCCGGAUCAGACAUCGCAAUAGAUACUGCAUCUAUUGUUUUGAUCCGCAAUGACUUAUACGAUGUGCCUGUCUCCCUUGUGCUCUGCCGCCGGAUUUUUCUCCAAAUUCGGCUCAAUUUUGUUUGGGCAACGAUUUAUAACUUUGUCAUGGUGCCACUGGCGAUGGGCAUUUUGCUGCCGUUUGGCAUUUUUGUCCACCCCAUGAUGGCGGGUGCUGCAAUGGCAUGCAGCAGUAUCAGUGUCGUGCUGAGCAGCCUUUCACUAAAAAGAUGGCAACGGCCUACGAACGCGCAACUUGACAACGUAACGAUGGACAACACCACUUUUUCUUUUUUUCAGGACAUGGCAAGCUCGGCGUGGAAUACGCUUGAAAACGCUGUACGGCACAUGAUCUUUGGGACACGAGGCAAUACAUACGAGUACACAGCGCUAGAAAUAGCAUAG
Malassezia vespertilionis is the source of this 2799-nucleotide messenger RNA. It is a transcript of the gene CCC2, whose product is annotated as P-type Cu(+) transporter. The transcript has 2 exons. The record is from RefSeq and is a predicted model, not a curated record. Gene Ontology annotation, cellular component: membrane. Bases 1 to 2799 code for a protein of 932 amino acids. Lineage: Eukaryota; Fungi; Basidiomycota; Malasseziomycetes; Malasseziales; Malasseziaceae. Gene Ontology annotation, molecular function: copper ion binding; ATP hydrolysis activity; ATP binding. Gene Ontology annotation, biological process: monoatomic cation transport; copper ion homeostasis.